AUGCUUACAGCUCGUCAAAAUUUCAAACCGUGUGAGGGUUACGGAACAGACGAUCGUGAGCACAAAAGGUUGCACUUUAUAGGCAGCAAAGGGUGGGUCGCUACUUUCGUCGUUGCCGAUCUCAUUCUUGCCGAAUACAAUCUUCGGGGAAGCGUUCAGCGCGCAGCUUCCCUUGUACAAAGCUGCCGUGCACUACGAGAGAGGAAACGUAAUAAGAAGGAAGACGCACGGCUUCUUGAAUACGAUAAAACGCUCAUGAAGCUUCGCCGAAUAAUCAACAUCUACGAGCUGGCCCUUUACGAGCAGCAAGCGACACUCCCAGAAGAUCUACGGCCAACCUAUGAGUUUCUGACUAGAAAUCCAGUAUGGUACCUCCGCAAAGAACUCAUCGAUGACUGCAUAGCAAAGGGUGGUUGUUGCAGUCGUGAAUGCCGAUGCUGCGAAAAUCGCCACCUUCACAGGAAAUCGAGAAAGGGAACAGGCCACUGCACAGCUGAGUGUAGGUGUUGUGAAGACCAUCGAGGAUUCGAGUAUACUGAGAAGGAAAAGAGCAAUAUUACGGAUCAGCUUAGGAGAAUGCUUAAUCAUCGAGGACCUGGGUUUGUUUUGAGGAUGGCAGAGGCAUACUUCUCAGCGCCUGAUAUCCCGGAACCAACAUCGUCAAAGCCUACUUCAGAGUCUACUUCGGAGCCUACUGCAAAAGAAAAGCUAUCUGAGAUUCCUAACAAGGAAGAGAAGGAAAAGGAAGAGAGGGAAAAGGAUGAGAAGGAAAAGGAUGAGAACGACAAGGAUGAGAAAUCGUCGACGGCCUCGGAUUUUGAAGACGUGGAGCCUUUGAUCGGGGAAUCGGAAGGUAUAAAAGAUUUCAAAUGGAAAGGGCUGUUCAAAAAGUAUUAG
Messenger RNA from Penicillium cinerascens, 897 nucleotides. RefSeq lists its product as uncharacterized. NCBI's taxonomy places the organism in Eukaryota, Fungi, Ascomycota, Eurotiomycetes, Eurotiales, Aspergillaceae. The transcript has a single exon. Bases 1 to 897 code for a protein of 298 amino acids. The record is from RefSeq and is a predicted model, not a curated record.